This is a messenger RNA of Clarias gariepinus (North African catfish), 2963 nucleotides long. RefSeq names its product shieldin complex subunit 2 (gene shld2). The transcript is spliced from 9 exons. The coding region runs from base 325 to 2646 and encodes 773 amino acids. Lineage: Eukaryota; Metazoa; Chordata; Actinopteri; Siluriformes; Clariidae. Gene Ontology annotation, biological process: regulation of double-strand break repair via homologous recombination. Gene Ontology annotation, cellular component: site of double-strand break; nucleus. The record is from RefSeq and is a predicted model, not a curated record.
ACCUGAUAGUUUACUAUAAGGAUCAGAUAGUAAACUAAUUAUAAUUAUAAUUAUAGUUAUUAUGGUACAACCCUAACAUCUCUUCCAAAGUACAAUCAGUUCAUUCGCCAUGAUGAACAACUGGUACUUAUUAUCAAUAGCACACACAAAAGUCACACGCUUGUGCAUUGUGGAUAUGGGAAAAAAAUACAGCUGACUUUGCUGUUUUUUUUUUUUUUUUUUUAAGGGUAAGCAGAUCUGUAGAGGCAGAACAGGAGAUAAAAAGCAAAUAACUAUUCUUAUGCUUUUCUCAAGAAAAAGAGAAAGCUGUGAAAGAACACCGGUAUGGCAGAGAAACUGAAGGUGCAUGUGUUUUUGGGAGCACCCAACCCGCAGUCACUGUCUGAGAGGGACUUGGAUGAAAGUUCCAAUCAGUGGAGGACUUUAGAGUUCAACUGGAAUCAAGGAAGACUGAUACCCAAGAAGGCAGAUGAUGAUGAGCAGGCACACAGUCAUGUUGUCGCAGACGCCAGUAGUAGCCUGAACCCAACCACCGAUAAUGAGAAGCAUAACUUUUCAGAUUCCCAUGAGGGUAGCGGCACUGAAGACAGUAUUACACCCUCGAUUAGCCAGUCCUCCCUACAUAACAAAGCACUAUCUGAAGAAAAUGAUACGAGGCCUGGACUGGUUAAUGAAUAUCUAGAUAGCUGCUUUCCCUCCCAACAAUCUGAACCAAGAUCUGAUUCUGAGCAAAGUCCUGCCUUGUCUGUAGACACAGAAUAUCUAACCACCUGGACCAAGACACAUGGAUUGCUCCUGAAACCUGGAGUAGUUACUGAGCAGGGCUCCAGCUCAGUGUGCACUUUUGGAUCUCCACAAACACCAACAAGAUCGACUCCCUCAGUUUCCUUAGGCUCUCCAGAGCUUUACAGCCCCGAUGUUAGUCCAGGAGAAAGAGGCUUGGGAGGAACCCUGCAGGGGUCAGUGGAGCUUUAUGAGAGUCUGAGCCAAAGGCUGCAGGAGGGUGGUGUGCUUUUGUUGCGCACACCUGAUGGUCUUCUGUGCUCUCAGGCCAAUGCAAUGGAACAAGAGGACUAUGAAUUCCAUUUUGGCUCACCGAACAAAUCCAUCGAGGCCUCACCAACUCCCAGCACCUCAAAACGGAUUAAGCUCUCUUCAGCUCCAGCUCGGAGGCAGCAGGGAACUGGACAAAAAAACAUGCUCCUACUUCAGGGUCCCACCACACUGCUCUCCAGGUGCAUCAGUCACGGUGUGAGUUACUCCAUCUUGGUUGCUGUGGUGCACCCCUGCCAUGUGAAGGAGAUCAGUAUAAGGUCAGGAGCAUCAAGUGGAUCUAGUGUUCCACUGGCUACAGUGAUUGUCACCGAUCAAUCAGGAGUGGAGAAGAAGGUGGUGCUGUGGAGGGCAGCAGCGUUCUGGGCGCUGACGGUGUAUCCAGGAGACGUAGUGCUCAUUACAGGUGUAACAGUGCAUGUGGAUAAGUGGCGAAACGAAGCUGUAUUACAGUCAUCAUACAUGAGCCAACUACUGAACCUGGGACAGAUAACUCAGACCCAUCAACCACAAGCUCCACAAAAUGUAAACGUUCACACCUUGAGAGCUCUGUGUACUCAUCUAUGUGAGAAGCGCCCUCUGCUGGUGUCUCUGCCGCCUCGCACCGCUCAGAACCUGCGGUCAGUCCCCUUCGUCCGCCUGGGCUGUCUGAGACCUGACACACUCGUGCAUGCACUGCUCAAAGUCAAACACACCAGGAUGAUUUCAGACUGGCGCAGUGAGGCUGAGGGUGUGUCCCGGACAGGCAGUGUACACAAAGCUGUGUUAACCGUAGAACAGGCAGACGGCAGACUGGGAGCCGUUGUUCUAUGGGGAACUGCUCUCACCUGGCUACAGCAGAUCCACACCAACAAGGAUGCUGUUUGGGAGUUCCAGCUGCUGCUGGUGAAACAGGAUGUGACUUCAGGCCUGCUCGAGCUUCACUCCACGCCAUGGAGCUCAUGUCAGCGUCUGCCCCCAAACAACCCAAAAUACAAAGAAUUCUGCAGCUCAGUCACUUCACACCGGGGCAGCGGCAGCUUUGAGAUUGACCUACACACCCUCCUGUCUCAGAAAUACACAGGUGAUGUCGAUCUCAGAGUUCACAUUGUGGCGAUCCAGUUUCAUAGUAGUCCUUCCCAGGAUGCAAUGCUGCUCAUGGAUGCAGAGAUGCCUUUGGAAAGGAUCCUGGACAUUGUUUCCGGUGAUAUCACUUUCACUGGAUGUGGCAUGUGCUGUGCCGAGCUAGACACAGACGAGAACGGUAUAUAUAGACCGUGCUACCCGUGUCUGCCUCAUACUGGAGUACGUCGUUAUUAUAGGCCUGUAGUUUUGACAGUGAGAGAGGGACAGAGUCGGGUUUGUGUGCAUGUUCCAUCUACACUUGUGCAGAAGAUCCUGCUUAACACCCCACCAGACAAGCUAAACAAGACCGUAGCUCCUGCGUCAGAGGAGAGGUUUGUUCAGGUGGUGGCAAAGAGGAUCCACUCCAUUUUGUUGGCUCCAAGGUCCAUGUUUCAUCUCACCAUCCGCAGCCAUUUCGAAUCUGAUGAAAACAGCAUUCCUGUCAUACAGAAUUUUUUGCUGUUGGAUUUUGCUGCACAGGAAGCUUAAAAGCAACGAACAUUUCCUGGAAUAAUUGUAAUAUUUUGUAAUAUUGACCUGUAUAUUUUUUUAUGAUGUUGAUGAUUAAUUGAUGUUUUGCUUUGUUGAUGUUCAUAGUUAAAUGUCAAUUGUACAGUAAAUGGAUAAAAAUUUACAGUGUGUAAUCAUUUAGCCUUGGUAAAUUUCUUUGAUAGAAGAAAACUAAACCACUUUGAGAUGUACAGGUAAUGUUCUUGAAAAACAGUUACCUUUGGCAUCAUAAAGGCAUCACAAGCUUUAUUCUUUACUUAAAAUGAUGGCAAAACAUUGAUUUAUUAAAGCCUUUA